AUGGCGUGGAAACCUGCCGCCAGAAAAGGGAAGUGUUAUUGCUUCUACUGCAGAAUUGCUUUGUUCUUUCACUCGUUACCUGCAACUUUUCUCCUGUUAGUCACCAUUGCUGCUGGAAAAUGUAAAGCUCCCUCUGACUGGGACUCCAGACUGCGGUUUUAUCCGAAGAGGAUCAGCUAUGACUUGAACGAAGUGGUGCAGCUCAACUGUGCUGGGGAGUUUGUGCCAUCUGUACCACAGAUUCAGUGCAUUUCCAGAGGGGCACAGGCCAUGUGGAAUGGGACUGCCACCUGCAAAGCUCUGACAGAAACAUGCCAAAAGCCUGCUUGGUGGGACCCCAGACUCCAGCUGGCACCGGCCCGUGACAGUUACACAGAGAAUGAAGAAGUGACUCUGAGCUGCAACAAAGGUUUCCAGCCAUCCUUCACCCAUGUCAAAUGUGCAAACACGGUUCAGCCGUUGGAUCAUUCUGGAUCUCUAAAGGAAGAUGUGUGGCUGGGGAGAAAGAGCAGUGGUGUGUGGAUUCACGUUCAGGGGAACAUAGUGUGCAUUGAAACAUGCCAAAAACCCCACUGGGACUCCAGACUCCAGCUGGCACCAAACCAGGAGAGUUACAAGAAGAAUGAAGAAGUGAUGCUGAGCUGUCCCAAGGAUUUCCAGCCACUCUUCACCCAUGUCAAA
Ficedula albicollis (Collared flycatcher) is the source of this 681-nucleotide messenger RNA. RefSeq lists its product as uncharacterized. NCBI's taxonomy places the organism in Eukaryota, Metazoa, Chordata, Aves, Passeriformes, Muscicapidae. The transcript has 5 exons. The annotation marks the transcript as partial. The record is from RefSeq and is a predicted model, not a curated record.